AUGGAGAAGAAGGUAGCUUUGGUGUUGUCGUUGAUGUUGCUUAUGUCUAUGAACUCGGUGUUGGUUUCGGCUGAGGAAGCAGCACCAACGAUUGGACAGAGGGUAGACACAGCUACUAACGACGUUACCAACUUCUUCAAUGAACACGCCGGUCCUGCCGCAGAUACCGUCUCCUCUACCGCCAAAUCCGUCUACAACUGGUUUGGUGACAAAGCUAAGUAUGUUUUAUAA
Messenger RNA from Eruca vesicaria subsp. sativa (arugula), 231 nucleotides. NCBI's taxonomy places the organism in Eukaryota, Viridiplantae, Streptophyta, Magnoliopsida, Brassicales, Brassicaceae. The record is from the annotation of a GenBank genome assembly.